AGGUGUCAAAUAAAAAAAAAAAAAAAAAAACAACGCUUAAUCAUACCGUUCAAGUUUACCAGAAGAAAAAGACUAGUUAAAUUUUUAAAAAAUUAUUUAACCAGAAUUUAAUGAUAAAAUGAAAAAUAAUAAUAAAAAAAAUAUUAUUAAUGGCAAGAUGGGUGGUUAUGUAAAUGAAGGAAUGACCGGUUCACAAACUCAUUUGGAUUUUUCAACAACAACAAAUGAUACACACAUUUUACAAAAUAAUAAUAAUAACAAUAAUAAUAAUGAUAAAUUGCCUGGACUUAAUGAUGAUCAACAAAGUUCAUUUGAUUUUAUUUUGGUUGGAGAACCAGGUGAUGAUGACAAAAAUAAUGACAGUGUAUUUAAAUCAGCAUUUGAGUAUGCAGCUCAUCGUAUUAAAAAGGGAUGUACCAAAAAAAUGUUACACAAACGUUUACCAAUAUUACGAUGGUUACCAAAAUACAACAAGGAUGAUGCAGUUGGUGAUUUAGUUGCUGGUAUAACAGUUGGUUUGACUGUGAUACCACAGUCGUUAGCAUAUUCACGUGUUGCUGGUUUACCAGCUCAGUAUGGAUUGUAUGGUAGUUUUUUAGGAUGUCUUAUAUAUAUAUUAUUUGGUUCAUCAAAGGACAUUGCAUUUGGACCAAGUGCUAUUGUUUCUCUGUUGACAUUUCAAACAAUUUCACAUCUUAAUGAAGGUCCAGAUAGAAUUCAACAUGCUAUUUUACUUUGUUUAUUAUCUGGAGUUGUUGAAUUACUCAUGGGAAUAUUUGGAUUAGGAUUUGUAAUUGAUUUUGUAUCUGGUCCAGUUAGUUCUGGUUUCACAUCAGCAGUUGCAUUAAUUAUUGUAAGCACACAAAUGAAAGAUAUACUUGGUAUUAAUGCAAAAGGUUCAACAUUUGUUGCUGUAUGGAAAAGUAUACUUGCUGAAAUACAUAAUUAUUCAGUUUAUGAUGCUUUACUUGGUGUAUCAUGUAUUGUAAUACUAUUAACUCUUCGUCGUAUUGCUGCUAUUAAAAUUGGACCAAAUCAGGAAGAUUGUAGAAAAACAAAACAUCGUGUAUUGACAAAAUUAAUUUGGCUAUUUGGUACAUCAAGAAAUGCUAUACUUGUCAUUGCAUGUGGUGUUAUUGGUUAUUAUUUUGGAACAACAAAUAUAGAUUCACCAUUUAAAAUAAUUGGUGAAUUACAUUCUGGUAUGCCUGAUGUGAUGUUUCCAUCAUUUGGAUAUUCAAAUGGUACAACUGAAUUUACAUUUUUCGACAUGUGUCAAAAUUUAGGAAGUGGAUUAUUUGUUCUUCCUCUUAUUUCGCUGAUGGAAGACAUAUCAGUUUGCAAAGCAUUUGGUAAUGGACAACCAGUUGAUGCAACACAAGAAUUAAUAGCACUUGGUGUUUCGAAUAUUGGCUGUUCACUUGUUCAAUCAUAUCCUGGUACUGGAUCAUUGAGCAGAGGCGCUGUUAACAAUGCUUCAGGUGUUAGAACACCCUUUGGAGGAUUUUAUACUGGUAUUCUUGUUAUUCUUGCACUUUUAUUUUUAACACCGUGGUUUGGAUAUAUUCCACGUGCAUGUUUAGCAGCAAUAAUAAUUGCUGCUGUUAUUUUUAUGGUUGAGAUUAAGGUCAUUAAACCCAUGUGGAGAACUAAAAAAUCUGAUUUACUACCAGGUAUUGCAACAUUUAUUGCUUGUUUAACACUACAAUUAGAAAUUGGUAUUCUUGUUGGAAUUGGUGUUAAUGUUAUCUUCAUACUUUAUCAUGCAGCAAGACCAAAAAUUUCACUUGAAAAACUUAAGAGUCGUUGUGGUGUUGAAUACUUGAUGCUAACACCAGAUCGUUGUUUGAUAUUUCCAUCAGUUGAUUAUGUACGUAAUUUAGUUACAAAAUAUGGUCGUUGUGCUGGUAAUACACCAGUUGUUCUUGAUUGUUCAUAUAUUUAUGGAGCUGAUUAUACUGCUGCAAUUGUCAUUGAAAGUUUAACUAAGGAUUUUGCAAAACGUGGACAGCCAUUAUUUUUUUAUAAUCUUAAACCAUCAGUGUAUUCAGUAUUUGAAGGUGUUGAACCAACUGAUUUUGUUGUUUAUUAUACUGAAGAAGCACUUGAUGAUCUUCUCAAAGAACGAGGAUACAUCAAACAAGUAAAAUCAAAUCCAUCAAUUGCCUAAGCAACUUAAAUCUCACCUAUAUUUUUUAAUAGAUGGCUUUUUUUUUUUUUCGUUUACAUUUAUUUUUAGCAAUUAAUGUUGUACAUAAAUAUCAAGUAUUUUUUUGAAUUUACAUAUAAUUUUAAACACUUAAUUGAAAAAUGCAAGCAAUUUUACUUAUUAGAUAGUGGUGGUAAUGUCUUUUCGAUUUUAUUUCAAGACAGUUAUUACAAAUUCAAACAGAAAUAAUUUUUAA
Molecule: messenger RNA, 2405 nt
Organism: Aphidius gifuensis
Lineage: Eukaryota; Metazoa; Arthropoda; Insecta; Hymenoptera; Braconidae
Gene: Esp
Product: sodium-independent sulfate anion transporter-like
Exons: 9
Coding region: 119-2170 (683 amino acids)
Biological process (GO): transmembrane transport
Cellular component (GO): membrane
Molecular function (GO): secondary active sulfate transmembrane transporter activity
Source: RefSeq, a predicted model, not a curated record